This is a messenger RNA of Durotheca rogersii, 1449 nucleotides long. RefSeq lists its product as uncharacterized. The transcript has a single exon. The record is from RefSeq and is a predicted model, not a curated record. The coding region runs from base 93 to 1307 and encodes 404 amino acids. Lineage: Eukaryota; Fungi; Ascomycota; Sordariomycetes; Xylariales; Xylariaceae.
AUCGACGCUAUCAUCCUCCAACCUUCUCUACAGCCUCAGAGCUUCCCUUCGGCCCAUCUACCUCCCUCCCGCAGGAUUCAUGCAUCACCAGCAUGCAACAGACGUCGCAGCUAAAACAGUCCCCGAGCGGCCGUCGCCAAGGCGGUCGGAACCGCGGCGUCCCCCAGCAGAAGGCCUACGCUUCGGAGAAUGACGUUCCUAGAUACAAACACGGUCGCUCCAGUCACCCCACCACACCGCAGAAGGGUCAAGGCGCGUCCCCGUCGGCGCGCGCUUGUUCGACGCAGAAAAAAGGACAGAGGAGCAGCGGCCACCCUUGUACCAAGACGGCGUCUGCGCUGACAGAUCAGGAGAAGCCUGAUCAAGAAAGUCCACCUCCGCCGUCCAAGGCGGACGCCGCCCCGAUAUUUGCCGGCUCCUCGUUCCACGCGUCGCCUGCCCCCUCGGCGCUCCCGAUCCCUAGCUUCCUCGCCAGGUCCGAUCCCGAUUCUGGAGCGAAGACCGCGUCCAGCCCAGAGCAGGAAUAUUCCUCGGCUACCACAGAUUCUGGCCCUUCCAGUCCCCCGUUCAUCCCGAGAACUGACGAGUCUCCCUUGGAGUUCUUCUUCCGCGCCGACCGAGCCGAGAAGGCCGGGACACGCAGGGCUAGUUAUGGUCAAGUCAAUAGGCUAGAUCUCAGCCCCCUAUCGCCUCCCCGCGAUCUAGUCAAGGAGUGCGCUACGUUUCCUAAGAAGACGACGACGACGACGACGACGAACCAGGCUCGACGUUCAAACUAUCCCAAACGCCCGGCUGCCCUCGGUAUAUCCCCUGACGAGCUAGAUGGCAACCCGGGUCGGCCAGUUGGCCCCGCUUUCUCCACUCCAUUUCAAGAGCGCUUACGAGCAGCUCGGUCGAAUCAGAAUUCUACGCAGACCACACCCGUCGCACCUCCGGUCUUAAGAUCGGAUCCCUCCUCGGAAGCUCUAAAACGUUAUUUAACUACCGGUCGGCUCAGCCACGAGGAGCAGCUAGAACCAGAAUCUACCCCAUCAAAGCCUGUGACUCGAACAUCUCCUCAGCGUCACACCCACCCAAAACCUCACCAGCGGCAGGCCACUCAGCAUCAGAGCCCACAGGCUCGUCUCCCCCGCGGCGUAUUCCCGGCGUCGGUCCUGACGGCCAAUGCGCCGGGUAGCCAGCCAUCCAACUCAGAGGUGCACGCGCAACUAACUUCUUACCGGUCGGAGCAAUUGCUUAUGAUGGAGGAUGGCCUCCGUCGGAUCCUGAAGAUGGAUGUCUCAACUCCAUCCUUGACACUCAGUUAAGCACUUCAAAUAUCGUUUCCUUUGUCGGUUUCAAGACGCGGCGCGGUGUUGCGGGCGUUCAGGGAAGGACGAGAUUCCUCUCGUUGGCCUCGACUCUGCGACUACUCGUCACAUUUCCUUUCUAUAUUCGGCGCCCUUUUCA